This is a messenger RNA of Gigantopelta aegis, 2106 nucleotides long. RefSeq names its product piezo-type mechanosensitive ion channel component 2-like. Lineage: Eukaryota; Metazoa; Mollusca; Gastropoda; Neomphalida; Peltospiridae. The record is from RefSeq and is a predicted model, not a curated record. The coding region runs from base 49 to 2106 and encodes 685 amino acids. The transcript has 13 exons.
GGAAUAUUAUUAGCAUAUUAUACUAAAGGAUAAAGUACAUUCUGCAGUAUGUCUACCAAGGUCACAAGGCUUGUGUGUUAUUUGUUGUUCAGAUUUUUACUUCCCAUCACAUUAUUGGCUGCUGCCAUAUUCCGCUUCAGUGGUCUGUCUUUUCUGUACACAGCAUUCCUGCUAAUCAGUCCAUUGCUCAGUGUACCAUGUGCCAUCUCAUUUAAAGGUUCAACAGGGGUCUACCUGAAGAUUCUGAUUGCCUUCACCAGCCUUGCUGUCCUUGCUCAGGCCACUUUUCACAUCGUCCUUGGUGCCAUAGCAACCGACAAUGAACCGUAUGGUUCCAUGUUUCAAAGCUGUUCUUUCAGUGAAAAACUGGCUAGACAGGUUGGGCUUCAAAGACUGGACGGAGUAGCUUUAGAAGACAUCAUUCGGUUAAUAGUACCCGAUGUGGUUGUCUUUAUCAUGUCUCUCUUCGUCUUCAUAAUCAGCAAUGUCCUGUUGAAGAGAGAUGCUGCACAGGAGACUUCCAAUUUGCCGACAUCAGUGAAGAUUCGGCGUCAUUGCCGCGUCACAUCUGUGAUUGAAUUCUUCGGCAAGUUUCUCAUCACAUUGCUCCUGUUUGUCAGUGGGAUUAUUCUGCCGUCCGUUCUAAGUGCAGUUUACUUUUUAACGUUUUUGGUGAUCGCAACGCUGUGGGCAUGCUACAAGAGCCUGGGGCACAAGUUCGCUGGUUUCCGGGUGUUUCUCUUAGUGUACACAGGUCUGCAUAUUCUGGUCUUACACCUGUACCAAUUUCAGUUCUUUCAGGAGUAUUUGCCGCAUACAGAAUUUUUACCAAGACUGCUGGGACUGACAGGGAUAAUAAAAACGGACUGUGCCAGUUUGGGGCGACUGAUAUUCCAGGAUGAUGUCAAAUGGCCGUACUUUGUCAACCCUGGAGUUUUGCUUCUCCUCUACUGGGUGUUGGCGUUUGAAACCCGCCACUGGUGUCACAAGAAGAAUCAUCCUGAGGCUGAGUCCCCGAUUGUGGUGAGCCGAGGUAGAAAGCGGAAGAAGGGUUCGCCGAGGACGGAGCGACAGGUACAGACGGCGGAGCAGGAAGAGCUGCUCGUUGACGAAGCAGAAGUGCCCGCUGGUGCUUACAGCAGCAUGGACCCCACCAAUGCUGAGGGCCGAUCAGAGCCGUCGACGCUGCAGUCGGGUGAUCGGAAUGAUGGGAAGAAGAAGCGGGAUGGCGAGGAUGAGAAACGCAGAGCCUACGUGUCCAUCUUUGUGUACAUCAUGAAGCAGAGCUAUGUGCUGACACUCAUUGCCAUGAUGGCGUGGAGCAUCACUUUCCAUAGCUGGUUGACCUUCACCUUCCUCCUCGGCGCCUGUUUGCUGUGGAUGUUACCCAAGUCGCGCAAGGUCUGUCUGAUGGUGUCUCCUCUCAUCGUCUUCUACGGGGAAUGCCUGCUUAUCAUGCAGUUCAUAUUUGGCAUGCCGCUUGCCGAACUUCCGGAAAGUGUUGGAGACUUCACAUACAACGAGAUUGGACUGAAGAAAUUUGACUAUCCCUGUUUACAACUGGCACUUCAGGUGUUUUACUUACUGUUCUUCUGGCUGACUCUUCGACAAUUCAUGAGAGAAAGGCAAGCACAGAAGGAAUUCAGUCCAGGCUAUGCAAUGGAACCAGUCGAGGGACCAGCAAAGAAAACCUCCUUCACAGACUUUCUCAAACGACCUGAAUCGGUUUUAGAAGUCAGUGUAGACAUUAAUAAUGCCAACUUUUCUGUGAAUUUGGAAUCGUCUCUUAAUGCUGAAAUUCAUCGCCCACAUGAAGAAAACAAUGAAGACAUCAUCGAUUUACAAUCUUAUGGAUCUGUUGAUUCUGUUGAAGUUAUCAGCGAUAGGUCUAUAGAGGAAGAAAUCGUUGAAGACAUCGAGCCAGACUCCAACCCACAUGACCCAGAUGACUUGCCUGUUUAUUCAUUUAACAAUGAAAAUGAAGAAAACUAUGCAGACAUAUCCGAUCUAGAACGUCCUGGAUCGGUGGAUUCAGUAGAAGACAUUCGAGAAAGAUUGUUCAAACUUUCCUGCCGGAUGCAUUUCUUCAUGGAGACAUCAAAAUAA